AUGGCCAGACGGCUAAUAUGGUCCCCUACUAUAGCGAUUCUUUUCAUUACGAACCUCAUUACUAUUGCUAUAUUAAUAUCCAAUGAGGUUGCGCGUAAUGCGAUAGUAGAUCAACUGAGCGCAGCUACCCUGCUGGAGUCUCAAAAGGCCGAACACCGUUUUAAAGAGGACCCGUACUUCCCAAAUCCACCAGCUCCAAACUACGUUACUCGCACAAGAGUGUUUCACAAGGUGAAGACUUCCUCUGCUACGAUAACGGCUACCGAAACGGCUACCGUCACAGCCACUGUAAUGGCUACUCAGACCGUUACAGUGACAAAGGCGGUUGCUGACGGCCUGCCUGGAUUUUGUGAUGAAUGUGGCCCAGAAGAUCACAUAUGUAAAAAAUAUGGCCAACACAAUCUUGAAAGGUCUCGUGCAUACGAAGGUCCCAAUACAAGGCUCAGACGCGUCCUUCAAAAAGCUGCCGACGGCCACCCCAUUAAUAUCGGAAUCUUGGGUGGUUCAGUUACUGCUGGCCAUGGCGUACUGCAUCCAGAGUACUGGACCGACAUAUUUUUCAACUGGUGGAAUACCACUUUUCCGCAUGAAAAAAACGUUUUUGUUAAUGGUGCAGUGCCCGCAACUACCACGGAGUAUUACUCUGUGUGUGCACUCGAACACAUAGACAAGGAGGUGGACCUAGUGAUUAUAGAAAUGGCCAUCAACGACCAGAGAGUUGAAGUUUUUGCUCAAUCAUACGAAUGGCUCGUUCGUAUGCUCAUGGACUUACCGAAUAAACCAGCUGUCGUCAGUGCCCAGGUGAUCGCUCUUGCCUUCGAUACCAUUACUAUGGGCGGUGAUUUGCAUACUGGGGUAAACGAAUACUAUGAUAUUCCUACUGUCAGUCUCCGCAAUGUAGUUCUUUAUCACGUUCUCGAAAACGCCCAUCUGGACCGCGAUAUGUUCCAUAGGCUACCGCCAUUUCAGGAAGACAGUCAAGAAGAUCUUCGGCACAUGAACCGACGCCAAAUUUGCGCCCAGAGCAGACUAAAGGCGAAUCCAUCGGUCUUGGAGUACCAGUCUCCAGGAAAUACUAUUCCUGGGCCAGAAGAAUUGGGUGUGAUGCCUAGGCUACGAAUGUUCCGAAAGUAUGUUCGUGACGAGAGAGAACAUUCCGUCAAGACAUCAUGUUUUUCCACUCGAAGCAAGAAACACCCGCUAAAGCCCAUCCGUCAGGAGGGUUGGUCUGAAUGGGCCUGGAAAGAAAAGAGCUAUCUAAUUGCCAAGGAGCCAGGUGCACGCGCGACGUUUGUGAUAGAUGUCGGUCCAAUGGGAUUGAUCAAAAUCACGUACCUUAAGAGCAAGACAUUUGGCCUGGGGAACGUCAAGUGCUGGGUUGAUAACAACGAGAGCUCAGCCCGCGUGAUUGAAGGGUGGUGGAACGAGGACGGGCUUAAUAUGUCAAGAGACGCGGAAGUGGCGGGCGGCGUGCCUGCAGGUUCACACGAAGUUACAUGCGAGGUUUUACAAGAAACUAGAGACCCAGGAGGGGGGCACGAAUUCCGCCUCAUCUCGCUUACCAGGGACACCAAUAUAUCGUCAUUUCCUUCUCAAGAGCAACAUCCAGUAUCCAUUAAACCGGGCUGCAUUCCGGUUACAGUGACAGCAACCAAAACCAUCACUUCUUUUCAAACUGUGACUCCCAGUUUCCCCGGCCCUGCUUACUGUGACGAAUGUGGGAAGGAAGAUUUGAUGUGCAAGGAAUAUGGACAACACAAUUUGCAGCGUUCCCGCGGGUUCGAAGGGACUAAUUCUCGCCUAAAACGCGUGCUUCGUAAGGCCGCCUCUGGAGAACCCAUCAACAUUGGCGUCAUCGGUGGCUCAGUGACACAUGGUCAUGCAGUUGUCCAUCCUGAGCUAUGGACUGAUAUUUUCUUUGAGUGGUGGAACCAAACCUAUCCACAUGAAAAGAAUGUUUUUGUGAACGGAGCUGUCCCUGCCACAGGUACAGAAUACUUUUCUGUUUGUGCACUUGAACAUAUCGAUGAAAAUGUGGACUUGGUGAUAAUUGAGAUGGCGAUCAACGAUUUGAGAAACGAGGCCGCUGCUAUGACUUACGAAUGGCUUCUUCGUUUUUUACUCCAGCUCCCUAAUAAACCGGCUAUUAUCAGCGCACAUGUCUUUUCAAUUCAUUUCGAGUACUUGGCAACUGGAGGCGACUACCAUUUGCCUGUAUCACAAUAUUACGACAUCCCGGUUGUGAACCUACGCCAUGUUUUGUUGAACAAUGUCCUUGAGCACGAAAACCUCGUUCACGAAAUUUUCCAUGCCAGAGACCCCUAUCCUGCCGAGGCUCCCGACGAUACACGUCAUAUGAACCGUGUCGGGCACAAGAUGAUGGCCGACUUAUUGAUCGCAUACACCCAGAGGGUUGUUUGCCAAAUGGCCUCUGAGGAUGCUCGCCCGAUCGAACCGUUUUCUUCCGAUAACGGACUCCUUCCCACACUUGAUACGAUGGAGCAAGUACCUCGUCUUCGUUUAUUCCAACACUAUGAACCCGAUACCCGUGUUCAGCAGGUCCGGUCUACCUGCAUGUCUACACGAGCCAAGAAUAGCCCGUUCAAGCCUUCAAGUGCUAUAGGCUGGUUUGAAUGGGCCUGGAAGGAAAAGAAGUAUUUUUUGGCACGUGAGCCCGGUGCAAUAGUUACAUUUGACAUCCAUGUUGGCCCUAUGGGGGUGGUAAAGCUCGAAUACUUGAGGUCGAAGACAUUUGGUCUGGGUUUUAUCCGCUGUUGGAUUGGCGAAGAUAACGGGGGUGGAGUCGAAAUUGACGGGUACUGGGAGGAAGAUUUAAAUAUUGCCAGAUCCAGCGAUAUCGUCUAUGGACAUACGUCCGGGCCAGCCAAAGUGACUUGUAAAUUAUUAGAUAAGACUAACGACCCCUUAGGAAGACAUGAAUUCCGAAUUAUAGCUCUCACAAGUUACUAG
Molecule: messenger RNA, 2970 nt
Organism: Rhizoctonia solani
Lineage: Eukaryota; Fungi; Basidiomycota; Agaricomycetes; Cantharellales; Ceratobasidiaceae
Product: GDSL-like lipase/acylhydrolase family protein
Exons: 23
Coding region: 1-2970 (989 amino acids)
Source: RefSeq, a predicted model, not a curated record